Messenger RNA from Protopterus annectens (West African lungfish), 3269 nucleotides. RefSeq names its product CCR4-NOT transcription complex subunit 9 (gene CNOT9). The transcript has 8 exons. Gene Ontology annotation, biological process: negative regulation of translation; mRNA catabolic process. Gene Ontology annotation, cellular component: P-body; CCR4-NOT complex; CCR4-NOT core complex. The record is from RefSeq and is a predicted model, not a curated record. The coding region runs from base 113 to 1012 and encodes 299 amino acids. Lineage: Eukaryota; Metazoa; Chordata; Ceratodontiformes; Protopteridae.
AGGCUACUUUUUCUGAUGGGUUGGCGGUGUUUAAGUUGGAGUAGUUUGUAUUCAUUUUUUGUUUUGUAUUUGGAUUGUUUGGCCUUAGUUAAAUUAUUUGUGGUGGAAGGAAAUGCAUAGCCUGGCUACGACCGCGCCAGUGGCGACGGCUCUGGCUCAGGUGGACAGAGAGAAGAUUUAUCAGUGGAUUAAUGAGCUUUCCAGUCCUGAGACACGAGAAAAUGCAUUGCUUGAGUUGAGUAAGAAGCGAGAAUCUGUGCCUGACCUGGCACCUAUGCUGUGGCACUCUUUUGGCACUAUUGCUGCUCUUCUACAGGAAAUAGUAAAUAUUUAUCCAUCUAUAAACCCUCCAACACUGACAGCACAUCAGUCAAACAGAGUAUGUAAUGCUCUUGCCUUGCUCCAGUGUGUAGCAUCACAUCCUGAGACCAGAUCAGCUUUCCUGGCAGCUCAUAUUCCUCUCUUCUUGUAUCCCUUUCUGCAUACUGUUAGUAAGACCCGACCCUUUGAAUAUCUGCGACUUACAAGCCUUGGGGUUAUUGGAGCACUGGUGAAGACAGAUGAACAGGAAGUUAUUAAUUUUUUAUUGACAACUGAAAUUAUUCCAUUAUGUCUGCGGAUCAUGGAGUCUGGCAGUGAGUUGUCUAAAACGGUUGCGACAUUUAUUCUGCAAAAGAUACUACUUGAUGACACAGGCUUGGCUUACAUCUGUCAGACCUAUGAGAGAUUUUCACAUGUUGCCAUGAUACUGGGUAAAAUGGUUCUGCAGCUGUCUAAGGAGCCAUCAGCUCGCCUACUGAAACAUGUUGUCCGCUGCUAUUUAAGACUUUCAGAUAACCCAAGAGCACGGGAGGCUCUCAGGCAGUGUCUACCAGAUCAGUUGAAAGAUACCACAUUUGCUCAGGUACUGAAAGAUGACACUACGACUAAGCGCUGGCUGGCUCAGCUUGUUAAAAAUCUGCAAGAAGGACAGGUGACUGAUCCUAGAGGUAUCCCCCUUCCUCCACAGUAGCCACAGGACUGGAAUACAAACUUUUCUAAAAUGUCACUUUGCUUUCUCAGAUGCACAUUGGCUCCUGAUUCUUGCCAAGUUGUAUGCCUUGGUCUAUUGAAGGCAUGACCUGGUCGUGUUGGAUUCUGCCUCAGUUUACUCAGCCUGGUGGAUUUUGGAAUGUUACCUUAGAACUGCCAGAAAAGACUGGAUUUUGUCCUGAUAUGUUUAUCUUAGUGGGUCUGAUGCCACUGUGUUCUUUUUUUCAUCAAUUCCCUUGUGUUCUCUAACAUGCACUGCAUAUAAUUUUGGUAUUUACUUGCAUCUUAAGUGAUUGCAUAUACUGACAAGAAAACAGGAUCACUGUCUCCUAGACUUGAGUUUGUUUUAGACUGUUAAUUAUGUAGUGCUGUCUUUUAGUACUGGUAUUUGACAUACCAGCACCUUCCUAUGGCUUUAGACAGCUGCUGAAGUUACAGAAAUGCAUUUAGGAAGAACACAAGGCAACACACAGCAGGUGCACAUAGUGUUCUUUUGUUAUGUAAUUUCAUGUCUGCAGUAUAGUGCCAAGAUAUGUUCGAUGAUUUCAUUCAAGACUUUAAUAUUUUAGUUUAUGUAGUUUGCUGGAAGACAAAAAAAAAACUGAAGGACUAUAAUCCUGUUUUCAUAGUCACCAAGUUCUUAUGUUAAAAUAUAGUAAAUUUAGUAAACAGAUGCUGAGGCGACCCCUAACCGGGAAAAGCCGAAAGACGCAACAAGAAGUAUACAGAUUAAGUAUAUGCAGAAUAUUUUUUCCAUAUCAUUUGGACCUGUGGAGAAGAGGAGACAUUGUAUUUGUGAAAAUAUGUGCAGUCUUUGAACUGAAAAAAUGUUAAGAAUUUUGGACACUGUUUUAUAAGCAUGAAUGUUUUUCUGGAGCAGGCUGCUGCUGGGAGGGGGAACCUUGUUAGCACUGAACUGGCUUCAGAAGCUGGCAUUAUUCUCAAAGAAAAGCAUUUUCUGAAACUCAAGUGUUAUGAAAAGCUAUUUUGUUUUCAGUUGCAGUAAACAUUACAGCAGUCAGGAAGUUAGUGACAAUCCCUUUUUAGUAUAAAUGGAAUGGUUAAAGGCACCUGUAUUAGUGGCCGGAUUGAGAAGAUGUGUACAAUGGUUGGGGUUGUGCAAAUUUUUCUUUGAGACCAGACCUGCACCUCUUUGCAUACACAAUCAGCACUGUGUGAGUACUUGCUAAGUUAUGAAGAUUUUUAUCCCACCAGAGAGAUUGUAAUGUGAGCUACAAGAAACACCAGUAACCAAGAUGAUGUUGGAAGCCCGGAGAAACAACACUGACUGAGUAGAAAUUGGGAUUGUAAAGAAUAUGAAUGCUCUUUCAGGAGACUGUUUGAACCUGUGGAUGAGUAAAGACCAGGUGCCCAUGUAUAUUUUUAAUACUGGAAAACGUGUUCUUAUGAGGCAGUUUGUUCCUUGAUUUUAAUACUUGCACAUAGUCUUUGGCAGGAAAUUAUUUUGCUUUAGUUUGAAACAGCACAUGAUGGGCCUGUGGGUUGUGCUGGUUCUUUCAAGGCCAAUUUAUGAGCUGUGGGCACUUUGCUGUGUAAGCACUGAAUGGUAUAGUAAAUAUGAAAUGCGUUAAACUCUUUCCUGGCAUUUUGUCUUGGAUGUGUGCUGUAUGCUUCCAAAAAUGAGAUGUCUGAAAUGGUCAGUUUUCCUGUAGCAUUUCACUGUGAGGUUUGAUCUGUACUCUUACUGGAAUGCUGAUGUUUGUCUAGUCCCCAUAGAACUUGAUUAGUUUCUAUGUGUUUGACUAGACUCAUGGUACCUCCUGAGCACUGCCUGAAGGCACAUACCUGUAUCAGGCUCAUUUGUAUCCAUUUAUAUUACUUUUACCUGCUUUGCCAUCUUCUGCAACAUGUACAGUCAGCACAGUUUACACAGACUUGCCUUAAGUACCUAACAGGGGAGGUUUUAUGCAUUCUCCACAGUUUCUCCAGUAAAAUUGUUACAACACUGCUUCUGUGAAAAAUGUUCUCCCCUUUGUAUAGUAUAGGAACAUCUGAAUAUCCUUGAAUUAAGGGCACUGAUAUUGCAAAAUGUUUUACUAUCUGAGCAUUUUAAACAUCAGAUACCUUUAUUUUAAUAAUGUUGCAACAUAGGGUAUGGCACAGAGCUGCUGCUGCAUCUGUAAUGGUGUCCUGGUGCUGUACACUCUGCCAGUGACAGUGUUUUGUUUCUGCAGGUUGGAUGUUGCUAUUCUGAGCAAUAAAUUGUUUAAGAAAAA